Messenger RNA from Talaromyces marneffei, 1176 nucleotides. RefSeq lists its product as uncharacterized. NCBI's taxonomy places the organism in Eukaryota, Fungi, Ascomycota, Eurotiomycetes, Eurotiales, Trichocomaceae. Gene Ontology annotation, molecular function: metal ion binding. Bases 1 to 1176 code for a protein of 391 amino acids. The transcript is spliced from 3 exons. The record is from RefSeq and is a predicted model, not a curated record.
AUGUCUGAAAUUCGUCCUCAGUUCUUCCUCGUUCGCGAGAAUGACACCAUUGUCCCUCUCAUCGCUCUCGAUGAGCUUCCCGCUGACUUCACCAUCCCUGGCGUCUCUCGCAACUUGGGUAUGGCUGACACUGGAGGCAUGACUAGCGUCGGAAAGGUCCCCAGUCGUGGUGCCAUAUACGUCGUCAACAGUAUCUCUGAGGGCAAGGAUGAUCGCUUUGCUUCUCUCAAUGGCAAGGGUAAAGGUCGCUUCAACGACAAGAAGCAAACUGGCAUUCCCGUCGAUGGCAACGGUAGAAAGAUUUACUGUUCCUUCUGGCUUCGCCAUGGCGAGUGCAUGUUCGAGCAGCAAGGUUGUCAGUACAAGCACAUCAUGCCCCAGGACCUUGACAUUAUCCGUCGUUGUGGCUUGCAUGAUAUUCCACCCUGGUACCAGAAGAAGUAUGGCGUGUCCGGUCUUCUUCGACCCUCUGGAGUCAAUCAAAACAACUGGCGUAAGCCUCGCGGUGUCUUAAAACCCAUCGAGCACAACGACGAGACUGUCAAUGGCAAUGGCGCUCCCGCCCAUGGCAAAGACAACCCUAUCCUGGCCACCCCUGAGAGCUCUAAUGUGGAAGAAACCGUGACUGGAGCACACGUUGCGGCAGCAGAGGUGCCUCACGCAGCCGACAAGAAAAAAGAGCCCAUCGCUAGCACUACUAAAAACAGUGGCGCGAACCCCGUUACUCCUCCCAAUGCCAACCGUUUUGUUGACUUUGAGCGCAUUGGUACCGCAUCAUUUGGAUAUAAGUAUGAUGCACCCGCACCCCAAACUCCGACUGAGCGGCUCCCCAUGCGUGCUCGCCGUUUGUUUGAAGCUAGAGGUCCUAACAAUGACUACAGUACGUCUCCCGAUUCUUCCAUCCCCUCAAUGACGCUUACAGGCAACUCAUUUUCUUCCUUCAGCUCCUUGGGAGGAACCCCACGGUCGGUUUCAGAAGAAACAGUGAAGGUAAUCCAGGCCAGCAAGCCCACUGCGGUCAUUGACGGGGACAUCGAAGCUGCUGACGAUACUUUGGACAACUUGAACAACGAGCUUGCGAAGUUUACUGCGAAUGAGCCUCCCUACCGCAGCAUUAGCGAAUUGCUUCCUACUUCCCUUCCUGAGGACCGCUAUGGCAACUUGAUCCUGAUCUGA